GGUGGUGGUAGCGGCAGCCUGCGUGUACUUACGCACACCGUCAUUCGCGCCCGCGAGUCGCGCGAGUAUCGCCUGUAGACGAUUGUUUUUUUUUUGCCGCAGCGGCAGCACCCAAACCGUCGUCGUGCCGGGCCGGUAGUGUUGGUAGGCGCUAGAUUUUAUAUAAAUAAUCAACGGCCGCUCGUACGGUCGAGUGAGUUGAAGCGUGUGUGCCAGCAAAGCAUCGUCGCAGCUACCCGAUCCCCGGCGAGAGAGAAACAGAUCAUCUCAUCCAUCAUCCGGAGUGGAGACGAUCGUUUUCGAUCAACGGUUUGUUUCUGUUUUUCACCUGUGUGCGUCUGCGAUCGUUUUCCGAGUGAAAAGCCGGAAAACUGCAACGGUAACAACGACGACGAAAAACACAAUCGAAAAACAGAUUCCGAUGGCCCAUCUCUCCCGAGCUACUAGUACGAUGGCACUACACACCUACAGCAACGGUGCCGGUUGUCAAGUUUGACAGCAGCCAGUAUUCGCUCAGCAGCCACACAUCAAACCGGGAGCACGCUAGCCCGUGUGUACUAAGCAAAACAACAUCCGACCGAAUCGGAACUCCCACCUACCCGCAUCCGCACCCGGAAGCCCUGGUCCUGGGUUCGAGUUUCAGUUUGGCCACAGGUCUCGGUUUUUUGUGUGACCACUCAAGCAUUGCGAGCACAAUCAGUGGUGGCAUCAGGCGAUAAUUUGGUAAAUGAUCGCCUGAAAAACAACAACAACGGCUACAUUGAGAUCGCAUUAUAGCAACCUUAUCGUAGCGUCGUGCUUUACUAAAGUUUGUAAGCCAACAUCAAAGUACGCUUGUUUUGCUGUACUUUGCAUAAACAUAAAAAAACGACGUCCAUCAACGAACGUACCAAGUACGAAGUACGGCUUACCACCGACAGACACCGGGCAAAAAAUCGCCGACGAGUCUACUAAGAACAACAACAGUAUUACUAAUUAUUCAUCAUCGUUAGCAUCACAGGCAGAAGCUAGGCUUGAAACCAAAGGAGAAAGUGAGCGUGAACCGCAACUACAACAGAAAGUAAUCAUGACGGCCAGCAAGGAGUAUCUGGCGAAUGCCGAACCGGAGAAACCGAACCAACGCUUCGGAACCCGACAUUACACCGUGUUCAUGCUGUUCCUCGGCAUGGCAAAUGCGUACGUCAUGCGAACAAACAUGUCCGUCGCCAUCGUGGCGAUGGUAAACCAGACCGCCAUCGAGAAGGAUUCCGAAGUGUUCGACGACGAAUGUCCGGACACGGAUUAUGGCGAUGAUACACAUGAUUCCGGGCAGGAUGGCGAGUUUAUCUGGAGCACCAGUAUGCAGGGCUACAUUCUAUCGUCCUUCUUCUACGGCUACGUCAUCACGCAGAUUCCGUUCGGUCUGCUGGCGAAGCGGUACGGAGCGAUGCGUUUCCUUGGUUGGGGAAUGUUGCUCAACUCGGUGUUUGCGUUCGUGGUGCCGGUUGCCGCUCGACAGGGAGGUGCCGGUUGGCUGAUCGCUGUACGCUUCAUCCAGGGACUGGGCGAAGGCCCGAUCGUGCCCUGCACACAUGCCAUGCUUGCGAAGUGGAUUCCUCCGAACGAACGAUCACGCGUGGGGUCGAUCGUGUACUCCGGAGCGCAGUUCGGUACGGUUAUUUCGAUGCCACUGUCCGGUUUGCUGGCGGACCACGGGUUUGACGGUGGUUGGCCAUCCAUAUUCUACGUGUUUGGCAUUAUUGGCACGGUGUGGUCGAUUGCGUUCCUGCUGACGUGUUACGAGGAUCCAGUUUCGCAUCCCCGCAUUCGAGAGGACGAGAAGAAGUACAUCCAGCAGUCACUGUGGGGCAAUGCGUCAGUGCACAUUCCACCGAUUCCGUGGAUGAGCAUCGCGAAGUCGAUGCCGUUCUACGCCAUCUUGCUUGCCCAUCUUGGCCAGAACUAUGGUUACGAAACGCUGAUGACGGAGCUGCCGACCUACAUGAAGCAGGUCCUGCGAUUCUCCAUCAAGACCAACGGUGUUCUGUCCGCCCUGCCCUAUCUGGCGAUGUGGCUGUUCUCGAUCGUGGUCGGAUGGGUCGCUGACUGGAUGUUAACGUCGGGUCGCUUCAACCACACCUGGACGCGCAAGAUCUCCAACAGCAUCGGUCAGUACGGUCCGGCGAUCGCUCUUAUCGUUGCCUCGUUCACCGGUUGCAGUCGAGCACUGACGGUGGCCAUCCUGACGAUCGGUGUCGGCCUGAACGGUGGUAUCUACGCUGGCUUCAAGAUUAACCAUCUGGACAUUACGCCCCGGUACGCGGGCGUACUAAUGGCAUUCACCAACUGUUCAGCCAACCUGGCCGGUUUACUAGCCCCGAUCGCGGCCGGUAACAUCAUCGAGGGUAAACCGACGAUCGCUCAGUGGCGUAUCGUGUUUGUGAUAGCGGCAUGCGUCUAUCUGUUCACUGCCACGUUCUACAACGUGUUCGCGUCCGGCGCCCGCCAGUUCUGGGACGAUCCGGAGAACGAUGAACCGCAGAAGCCUUCGAUCGAGGCUCCGGCGAUGCACAGUGAAGUGAAUGGUAGCAAUGUCGGUAGCAAUGGUACGACGGUCGCAACCCUAACGCAUCGGAACGUUAAUGAACAGUCGUCGUAGGUUUGGGGAACUGCGGUAAACCAAGCCCCAUACCCAACCGGAAGCCAACCUUCAUACAUAUCACGUCCGCGGCACGUUCGCGGACGAAACAGUUAGGCGAGUGCUAUAGAGUGCGGAAAGACUACAGUUUGUAUUUAUAAGGGGAAAAACGAAUAUUUCUUGAUAAUGUAACGUAAUGUUUAAGCUGGACUUUCGCAUCCGUUUAUUUGUUUCAUCACCGUUCAUAGCGAAACGGGUUGUUAUAGUAUUUUUGUUCCCUCCUCCUUUUCGGGGUUAUUUCUUUCUUGAUUGAUUGCUGCUGUGUUAUCGAGUUGCAAUUGGGCUUGUUAUCUUUCGCUUUCUUGUUCCCUCUUUUUCUCUGAAACUUUUUCAUCUUGCUCUUAUUGACCAGCAGUUUUGGGUCAAGUCUCUAUCUUUUUUCUUCCUCCUUUUUUCUUUUUCCUCUACUAACUGUCUCUUUCUCCCUAUAGUUUUGUGAUUUUUUUUCUUCUUCUAUUUUUGUUUGUUUUUCACGUGCACUAGGUAGCACGUUACCCCUUCGUAAACAUUGAUAUUUGUCCAUCGCUAACCUGCACGUGUUGAGCGUGUGUGUAAAUAUUUUCCCUUAGCGACUAAUCGAGAACAUACUACCACUAAUAGGCCAUAAAAUCCGGAUCAUCCCAAUCUAAGACCGAUUUUUCGAUCUUUGGAUGCGGAAUUAAGGGUUGUGAACGUUUCGCUGGUUUUCCACUUUUCGAACGGAAUGGAACCAGAAGCUGUUAGCAUGUAGAGAGGCAGCGGGGGAGCGAGAAUUAUGCGUGUAUGUGCGAAUAUGCGAACAAAAGACCCUCAUUAAUGAUAAAGAACAGAAAAACACACACACACAGAUUGUUACAGUGCAAACCUUUCUCCUUUGAAAGGUGAUGCCGACACCAAACCAUCAUCGGUGCUGUAACAGAAACAAAAAACCGCAACAAGAUGAUAAAAUAAAAAACGAUAAUGAUAAUUUUGUUAUAAUGCGAGAAUCAACGCACCACCACAAAAAAAAAAA
This is a messenger RNA of Anopheles stephensi (Asian malaria mosquito), 3668 nucleotides long. RefSeq names its product putative inorganic phosphate cotransporter (gene Picot). Gene Ontology annotation, molecular function: transmembrane transporter activity. Bases 1067 to 2638 code for a protein of 523 amino acids. The transcript is spliced from 4 exons. The record is from RefSeq and is a predicted model, not a curated record. Gene Ontology annotation, biological process: transmembrane transport; monoatomic anion transport. NCBI's taxonomy places the organism in Eukaryota, Metazoa, Arthropoda, Insecta, Diptera, Culicidae.